Messenger RNA from Melanaphis sacchari, 1504 nucleotides. RefSeq names its product heterogeneous nuclear ribonucleoprotein L-like. The transcript has 2 exons. NCBI's taxonomy places the organism in Eukaryota, Metazoa, Arthropoda, Insecta, Hemiptera, Aphididae. Bases 1 to 1287 code for a protein of 428 amino acids. Gene Ontology annotation, biological process: mRNA processing; regulation of RNA splicing. The record is from RefSeq and is a predicted model, not a curated record. Gene Ontology annotation, cellular component: nucleus. Gene Ontology annotation, molecular function: mRNA binding.
AUGAUGUCAUUUAACCAUUACGGUUACAACAGUUUGAAACACGAACAGACCAACAAACGGCUGAGGACCGCCGACUACGACCGAGAAUCACGAACCACCAACAGUUCCGUGUCGUCGUACGAAGACGGCCGCCGCAAGAACGCCGAAACGCAGCCCAAUCACAUACUUUUGUUGACCAUCACCAAAGUGACGUACCCGAUAAACACAGACGUCAUCCACACCAUUUCCAAAGACCAUGGUAACGUUCUGCGCAUAGUUAUAUUUAGGAAACGUGGUGUACAAGCCAUGGUAGAAUAUGAAGAAGUGGAACAGGCCAUACGGGCCAAGCAGUUGAUGGACGGUGCCGACAUUUACCAGGGGUGCUGUACACUACGGGUAGAAUACGCUAAGCCGUCCAAGCUUAACGUUUACAAGAACGACUCCGAAACGUGGGACUACACCACACCGAAUCCUGGCGAGAAGAAAACUGCACCUUUGUUACCGGACCCUCCUAGAGCUCCUCUCAUAUCUACUCGACCUACAUUCCCUCGAUUUGAUUUCGAAUGUCGGGGUGGACUGUUAUCUACACCACAUGAUUUACCUAAUAAUAAUUAUGGAGAUAGCUAUCCAGCAGCACCUGGGCGUUGUGUACUAAUGGUCUAUGGUUUAGAUCCUGAUAAAGCAAAUUGUAAUCGACUGUUUAAUUUGUUUUGUUUGUACGGAAACGUAGUUAAAAUUAAAUUUUUAAAAAGCAAGGAAGGUUGUGCAAUGGUACAGAUGGACAACGAAAUGUCUGUAGAUCGUUGUAUGGAUAAUUUGAAUAAGCUAACACUUAUUAGUGGUAAUGUGUUACAGCUGCAAGUAUCAAAGCAAAUGUAUUUGUCUGACAUUAUGGUACCAUAUGAUCUGCCUGAUGGCACUCCAUCAUUCAAAGAUUAUUCCAAUUCAAAAAAUAAUAGGUAUCAUUCAAAUUCUAAUGGAAAAAAUCGGCGUCAGACCCCAUCCAGUGUGUUGCAUUUCUUUAAUGCUCCACCAAACAUAUCAGAAGCCGAUUUAUCCCAGACAAUAAGCAAAGCUGUAAAAGAUGUUGAUCCAAAAAUUAUCAUUAAGAUGUUUCCACCCAAAGGUACAGAAGCACGUAGCUCAUCUGGGCUUGUUGAGUUUACAGAUAUGGCUGUAGCUGUGGAAGUGAUAAUGGCUGUCAACCACUGGCCGAUAAAAUGUGAAUCAUCUAAGUUUCCAUAUUUACUCAGACUAUGUUUUUCAUCGCUACCCAAAGGAAUAGCGAAUGCCGAGAUGGCACAGUGACAUUGCGCUGCUUAAUGAACUACCGUAUCUCAUGUUUGUCAAUUAUUACUUUUUAGUGCAUAAUAUUGGGUUAUUUUUAUUUUUUAAAGAGAAAUCGACUAUGUUUCACAUUUCCUAUUAAUAAGUUAAAAGGACUAUGGUUAAUGUCUACCACCCACUUAAAAUGUUUUUCAUAUAUUUAUUAUUAUUGAAUAUAAUAAUUGUUUUUUUUUCUGUA